This is a messenger RNA of Peromyscus maniculatus bairdii (prairie deer mouse), 1576 nucleotides long. It is a transcript of the gene Taco1, whose product is annotated as translational activator of cytochrome c oxidase I. The record is from RefSeq and is a predicted model, not a curated record. NCBI's taxonomy places the organism in Eukaryota, Metazoa, Chordata, Mammalia, Rodentia, Cricetidae. Gene Ontology annotation, cellular component: mitochondrion.
CAACGGACCAGGGACAGGAAGUGUACUGUGUCAAUAAGGGUCUCCACGCCCGGCGGCAGCAGGGUCACUCACGGCUGGGCAGGUUAAGUGGGUCUGAGCCUUUGAGUUUCAGGAGACCCUCAGAAGCGGCCAGAACGUCCAGACCGGCUUGUUCCGGUAACAGGUUAGACAGGUUGACCUUGGCCGCUCCUCUUUGCACUUUGCCGCCCCCGGUCGAGGCAGAUGAUGUCGUGGGCUGCUGCCAACCUGAGAGGGACAGCUGCCCGAUGCUUUCGUGCGCGAUGCCUCGGCUUCCGCGUGGGUCCUUGGUGUGCCUCCCCGCAGGAAAACCCCGGCUGCGGUCCGGCUCCACACAGGACCCUGCGUGUCAGCGCGGCGGCCUCCGCGGGACACAAUAAAUGGUCUAAAGUCCGGCACAUCAAGGGCCCCAAGGACUUGGAAAGGAGUCGAAUCUUCUCUAAACUCACUCUCAGUAUCCGCCUGGCGGUUAAAGAGGGAGGCCCCAACCCUGAGAACAACAGCAACCUGGCCAACAUCUUAGAGGUGUGUCGGAGCAAGCAUAUGCCCAAGUCAACUAUUGAGACGGCGCUGAAAACAGAGAAAAACAAGGGAGUUCAUUUGCUGUACGAGGGUCGAGGGCCUGGUGGCUCUUCUCUGCUCAUUGAGGCAUUAUCAAACAGUGGUCCCAAGUGCCAUUUGGACAUUAAAUAUAUCAUGAACAAGAAUGGGGGGAUGUUGGCUGAAGGAGCGCGUCACUUCUUUGACAAGAAAGGAGUGGUUGUGGUUGGAGUAGAGGACAGAGAGAAGAAGGCUGUGAACCUCGAGCGUGCCCUGGAACUGGCGAUCGAAGCAGGAGCCGAGGAUGUGAGAGAAGCUGAGGAUGAAGAAGAAAAGAACCUUUUUAAAUUUAUUUGUGAUGCCUCGUCACUGCAUCAAGUGAGGAAGAAACUGGACUCCCUGGGUCUGUGUUCUGUAUCCUGUUCCUUGGAGUUCAUCCCCAACUCAAAGGUGCAGCUGGCUGAACCUGACCUGGAGCAGGCUGUUCACCUCAUCCAGGCUCUCAACAACCAUGAGGACGUGGUCCAUGUUUAUGACAAUAUCGAAUAACCAGACUGUGCCUGUCUCCAGGCUCUUUCCUAGGUUUCAUGAGCUUGUGCAGCAAUCUUGGAGACUGAAACAGAUGGGCACCUAUCAGAGACCUGAUGCCAUGGCUCAUAGCCUUAAGAAAAAGGGACUUUUAGCUUUGUUGGUAUCACAGGGCCACCUGGGAUACAAGGUGAGACUAGCCAGAUGGUCUGACUCUGAUCCCAGGUGACUGGCCCUUGUCAAGAUUCUAAGUGUCUUGUACUAUAGAGUGGAAAUUGAUCAUCAAUAAUAACAGUAGUGAUUGAUUAUUCUUGGAUGUUGCAUUGAUGGUAUAACGCUUGAGUUGUCCCCAGUUUGUGUCCAGUUUUCAAACUUCUGGACUAAUGUUCAGGCCCACAUACUUGUCUCUCUAUUUUAACACUAAGAUUGUCUUUUUUCCCCCCUUUCUUUCCUUUUUACAGUAGAAAUGUGGCUGUUCUCUGUGGUUGAA